AAAGGAAAAUAAAUAAUGAAUGGCUAUUCAUUCACUUCUACUACAGAGCCCCAUAAACUGAUUGAACUUUUCCACAACUUGUAAAAGACCAAACUGCCCUCAUCCCUCACAAUCCCUCCGAUCUUUCCCUCUCUGCAACUGAGCGCGAAAGCCCUAGAAUUCAAGUUUUCUUUCAAAUGACCAUAUUUAGCUCAAUUAACCUCAAUUGAAGAUGGCAAGAAACAACAACAACAACUAUAAUGAAGAGCCAAACACAGCUCCGGACCCAGAUCGCUGGUACAACAUAACUUUAGGCCCUUCCUUCAAAGACCACCAUAACCACCACCCUUCUCCAAAGUUCUGCACUUUACGUUAUGAGUUUAAACCAGCUUCAAUUGAUAAGAAUCAACCAGGAACACUACACAAGGGUAAAAAUAACAAGGUCAAAGUAGAGUAUCACAACAACCAAUAUGGGAAACCUAAAGUAACUUUUGAUGGUGUAAGUGAGGAUUAUAAGGAAAAUGAUGCUGUUUUGUUCUUUGAUGGCGAGAAUUUUCGCUUGGAGCGGUUGCAUCGUGCUGUCAAGCGGUUGAGGCAUGUUCGGCUUCCUGGUGAAUCUGCUGCUGCUGCUGCUGCCACGGCAGCUCCAGCUACAUUUGUUGCACCAGCUGUUGAAACAUAUUUGUCUUCCCCUAUUAGUAAAUUAACAAAUCAACAGUCUUUCAACAAAGACGUCACUCAUCAAAUACUAGCUCAGGUCGAACAGGCUGGCAUUGGUGACUCAGAGAGCUCAGGUGCAGAACUUAAGGAAGUAAAAAUUCUGGAGAUUCUGUCAAGUCCGCCUAAUCCAUCAGCUAUUAUACCAGAUGUUAAGGAUUCAGAAUCUGAGGGGGACUUAGACAUAGUUAAUGAUCACGAUGAUGAUUUAAACAAAAGAGCAAAUGUUUCUGUGAAAGGAUCACGUACUGGUCUUGACAUUGAUAUUAACUUGCCACAUCAAGCUGACACAGAUGAUGAGAUUGCUGAUGUAGAUAUAAGUGAUGAUGAAGUUGACAAGGGUCCUAAUGCUGCAGAAGCCCUUAGAGCUCAGGUGAAUGCAGAAGGAAGGAAAGAGCAUGCUUCAAGCUCAAGCACUAGCAGUGGAAGUGACAGUAGUGGAAGCAGUAGCGGAAGCGGUAGCGGAAGUGAGAGUGGAAGUGGAAGCAGGAGUGACAGUGAAAGCAGUGAUAGUGACUCAAUCUCUAUAUGAAGUAUGUUUACUUGGUGAGCUUAAUGACCCUGGCUGACAUGAUUGGUUACCUAUGAUUUAGGGCUCCUUGAAUUAUUAUACAGAUUGGAAAGAAGGGUAGGAUUAGUGAAUUUGGUCAUCGAUUUGCUGAUUAUGGAAUCUUGUGCCAAAUGUAACAAAUAGCUGUAUAUAAUUAGCUUAAGAUUUUAGACCACCUUCUUAAUGUAGUUGAGAUCAAUGUGGUUUUUAGAAGUUGUAGGAAUCAGUGUCUGUUAAAUUGGGCGGAUAAAUGCCUCCUGGGAUUGAUUUUAGGUCUCUAUGUGUAGAGGAAUGUACGUACACAGAAAUGUAAACUAUUUUCUGCAUACUGUAAUGUAAAUUAUUUCAUUUA
Messenger RNA from Ricinus communis (castor bean), 1598 nucleotides. Its product is annotated as suppressor protein SRP40. Gene Ontology annotation, cellular component: super elongation complex. The transcript is spliced from 4 exons. Gene Ontology annotation, biological process: positive regulation of DNA-templated transcription; regulation of transcription elongation by RNA polymerase II. The coding region runs from base 212 to 1228 and encodes 338 amino acids. Gene Ontology annotation, molecular function: transcription elongation factor activity. Lineage: Eukaryota; Viridiplantae; Streptophyta; Magnoliopsida; Malpighiales; Euphorbiaceae. The record is from RefSeq and is a predicted model, not a curated record.